UUCGCGCAGGCGGUGUGGCGGGCGGCCCGGCGUCCCUAAGGCCCCCUCGGCUCUGUCAUGGCGGCCGCGCUGUGGGUGCUGCUGCUGCUGCCGCUGGCGGCCGCUGUGUAUGAGGAUCAAGUGGGCAAGUUCGACUGGAGGCAGCAGUACGUAGGGAAGCUCAAGUUUGCUUCCUUGGAAGCCUCACAGGGUUCAAAGAAGCUCAUUGUGGCCACUGAGAAGAACGUUGUGGCCGCCCUGAACUCCAGGAGCGGCGAAAUCCUGUGGCGCCAUGUGGACAAGGGGACCCCUGAGGGAGCGAUCGAUGCGAUGCUGAUCCACGGGCAGGAUGCCAUCACGGUGUCCAAUGCUGGCCGCAUUCUGCGUUCCUGGGAGACCAACAUCGGAGGGUUGAACUGGGAGACGUCCCUGGACACGGGCAGUUUCCAGGCGGCGUGUUUGGUGGGGCUCCAGGAUGCGGUGAAAUACGUGGCCGUGCUGAAGAAGGCGGCCAUCUCCCUUCACUACCUCUCCAACGGGCACCAGAAAUGGGUGGAACACUUACCAGAGAGUGAGAGCACUCAGUACCAGUUGUUGUAUUCCCGUGGGGCUGGAGUGAUCCACGUGCUUGGAAUCGUUCCCCAGAGCCACUUGAACGUUUUAACGUUCAGCGUAGAAGAUGGAGAAAUUACAAAACAGAUCCGAGUAGCAGCCCCGUGGCUGAAAAGCUUAACGGGCACGUGCGGCGUGGUGGGGGACGCGGUGCUGGUGUGCGUGGACAGGGACAGUCAGUCGCUCUACGUUUGCUCCUUGGAGACGGAGCAGGAGAUGAAGCAGAUCCCACUGCAGUCGCUUGAGCUGGAGUUUGCCGAUGGCUUCCAGCCCAGGAUAUUGGCCACUCAGCCCAACGCAGUCGCUGCUUCCCGGACGCAGUUCUUCCUGCAGCUGGCUCCGAGCCACUUCUCGCUGCUGCAGUACAAACACGGGCUGCUCAGCCACCUUCGGGACUUCCAGCAGGCAGCUCUGGUGAGUUUUGCAACAACUGGGGAGAAAACUGUGGCUGCUGUCCUGACCUGCAGGAGUGAACUGAAAUCUGUGAGUUCCGAUGGCCUUCAUGCUGCAGGUGCUCUGGAGGAGCCCCGGAAACAGGAAUCCUUAACCUGUUCCAAUCAAACCUACAAUAUUAAUCUCUACCUGGUUGAAACUGGCCAGAGGUUGUUGGACACCACGAUUACCUUCACCCUGGAGCAGAGCGGGGCCAAACCGCAGCAGCUGUACAUCCAAGUUUUCCUGAAGAAGGAUGACUCCGUGGGCUACCGAGCCUUGGUGCAAACAGAAGACCACAUGCUGAUGUUCCUGCAGCAGCCAGGAAAGGUCGUGUGGAGCAGAGAGGAGUCCCUGGCAGAAGUGGUAAGCUUGGAGAUGGUGGAUCUGCCUCUGACAGGGGCACAGGCCGAGCUGGAGGGAGAAUUUGGAAAGAAAGCAGAUGGUUUGCUGGGGAUGUUUCUGAAGCGGUUGUCUUCCCAACUUAUCCUGCUGCAAGCCUGGACCGCUCAUCUUUGGAAGAUGUUCUAUGAUGCCCGGAAGCCCCGGAGCCAGAUUAAGAAUGAGAUUAACAUUGACAAUUUGGCCAGAGAUGAAUUCAACCUCCAGAAAAUGAUGGUGAUGGUCACCGCUUCAGGAAAGCUUUUUGGUAUUGAGAGCAGCUCUGGCACCAUCCUGUGGAAACAAUAUCUCAGGAACGUGAGACCCGGUUCCUCCUUUAAGCUGAUGGUCCAAAGAACAACAGCCCACUUCCCGCACCCUCCGCAAUGCACCUUGCUCGUUAAGGACAAGGAAACCAAAAUGAGCUUUCUGUAUGUGUUUAACCCCAUCUUUGGGAAGAGAAGUCAAGUAGCUCCCCCUGUUUUGAAGCGCCCAAUUCUUCAGACUUUGCUUCUGCCCAUUAUGGAUCAAGACUACGCCAAAGUACUGCUCUUGAUUGAUGACGAGUACAAGGUUACAGCUUUCCCAGCAACUAAAAAUGUGCUUCGCCAGUUAGAAGAAAUAGCCCAUUCUAUCUUUUUUUAUCUGGUGGAUGCCGAGCAGGGAAGACUCUCUGGAUUCAGGCUGAAAAAGGACCUGACAACAGAGGAGAGCUGGGAGGUGGUGAUACCCACCGAAGUACAGAGGAUCGUGAGCGUGAAAGGGAAGAGGUCGAACGAGCACGUGCACUCGCAGGGCCGUGUGAUGGGAGACCGCAGCGUCCUCUAUAAGUCCUUGAAUCCAAACCUGCUUGCUGUGGUGACGGAGAGCACCGACACGCACCACGAGCGCACUUUCAUCGGAAUAUAUCUGAUGGAUGGAGUCACGGGCAGGAUCAUCCACUCGUCGGUGCAGAAGAAAGCGAAGGGACCCGUCCACAUCGUCCACUCAGAGAACUGGGUGGUGUACCAGUACUGGAACACGAAGGCGCGUCGGAAUGAGUUCACCGUGCUGGAGCUGUACGAGGGGACGGAGCAGUACAACGCCACAGCCUUCAGCUCCCUCGACCGCCCCAUUUUACCCCAGGUCCUCCAGCAAUCGUACAUCUUCCCCUCUGCUAUCAGCGCCAUGGAGGCCACCAUCACCGAGCGAGGCAUCACCAGCCGCCACCUGCUCGUUGGGCUUCCCUCCGGGGCCAUCCUCUCUCUUCCAAAGGCUCUGCUGGAUCCUCGCCGCCCGGAGAUCCCUACGGAACAAAGCAGAGAAGAGAACCUGAUCCCGUACUCCCCCGAUGUGCAGAUCCAUGCCGAGAGGUUUAUCAACUACAACCAAACCAUAUCCCGAAUGAGGGGGAUUUACACAGCCCCCUCCGGCCUGGAGUCCACGUGUUUGGUUGUCGCGUACGGCCUGGACAUCUACCAGACCCGCGUGUACCCGUCGAAGCAGUUUGACGUCCUGAAGGACGACUACGACUACGUCUUGAUAAGCAGCGUCCUCUUCGGGCUGGUUUUCGCGACGAUGAUCACCAAAAGGCUGGCGCAGGUGAAGCUGCUGAACCGGGCCUGGCGGUAGCGCUGCGCCGGGGCGGGUGCCCGAGGUUUGGGGCUGGCUGAGGACCUGCCCCCCUCAGAAACUCCAGCUCGCGUGACUCGUGGACGCAAACAUCUCUAUUCCAUUUCGCCUGGAAGAAAAGCUGCUAACGCAACAAAACCAUCCGCGGGCUCCGCGUCUCCCGCUGACAAGAAAUGGGAGAUGGGAAAGAGACACCGCUCUGUUCAUGACUCAAAUAGAACUCUUCCAAACCUCCGUUAAAGCCCUAAAAUCCGCAGUUGCGUCGUCUAACGUCAGUGAAGCUCCCGUGUGCGAGGACUGAGACGAGGACCAGACGCUGGGGGAUUUGUCAGCAAAAAGGUUCGAAAUGGGGUGGAUGUUGGGGGCCAAUUAAUGAAGUUGCCGGGCUCAGGAGGGAUUUAAGUGUGAAGUCUCUCUGUGUUCGUUAUUUAUUGUUAUGAUAACGGUAGUUCCUUCUCAAUUCUUUUUAAACUCGCCCACGUUAUUGUCCAAUGCCGGGGUUGAGGAGCAAAGACCCUCCCAGCGCGUUUCCCCUCCAGAUAAUGACUUUUAGCUCUUUGUAUGUGGAUUUAAAUUGUCGCGAUGAAGUCCCGCCCCCCAGCGCCCGUGUCCCGCCCGUCCCCUCAAUAAAAGCUCAGGAGCACGAA
Messenger RNA from Columba livia (rock pigeon), 3662 nucleotides. It is a transcript of the gene EMC1, whose product is annotated as ER membrane protein complex subunit 1. Gene Ontology annotation, molecular function: protein binding. The transcript is spliced from 23 exons. Gene Ontology annotation, cellular component: EMC complex. Lineage: Eukaryota; Metazoa; Chordata; Aves; Columbiformes; Columbidae. The record is from RefSeq and is a predicted model, not a curated record. The coding region runs from base 58 to 3015 and encodes 985 amino acids. Gene Ontology annotation, biological process: protein folding in endoplasmic reticulum.